AGCAAUCCGUCCAACAACUCGGCUCGUAGCUCGUGGCACGGUGAAAGUGACAUCGAGCGUAACACCGUUCUCGAUGGAAUCCGUCGGUUCUUCCGCCGUUGCGAGAACACGCGAAUCACUUCAUCAUCCUUAAAGCCAUGCGAACCGCUUCUUACAAAUUCUUCUCGUAAGCUUCUCUCAGCGAUGACUUCCGAGAGACAUUCUCGCGAUAGCCAGCGCUUUCUGCCGCGUCGAGGGGACUAUCAAUCCUGCGAAGUGAGCAUAUCGUCCGCUCGUGCGUCGGUAAUGGUGUACGAUGACGUUAAUAAGAAAUGGGUGCCAAGCGGCAGCUCCUCGGGGCUCUCCAAGGUCCAGCUGUAUCAUCACUUGGUGAACAACACAUUUCGCGUGGUCGGACGGAAGUUGCAGGAUCACGAGAUCGUCAUCAACUGCGCGAUUCUCAAGGGUCUGAAGUAUAAUCAGGCGACGGUCACGUUUCAUCAAUGGAGGGACAACAAGCAAGUGUACGGCCUGAAUUUCUCCAGCAAGGACGACGCCGACGCGUUUGCUAGGGCGAUGCUGCAGGCGCUCGAUGUCCUGAGCAAUGGAAGCAACAUAUCUAGAAGUCUUGCUCCCGCGGUUGGUUCGACCACUCAACAGCAACCUGUUUUCCAGCAACAGCAACAAGGAAAUGCUCAAUACGACGAGGAUAUGGGCUACAGAACUAUGACCAGAGAAGACGUGGCGAUAAUUCAGGAGCGCAGAAUGUCUCAACAAAGUCAGGCAACUGGCAGUCCGAACGCAAUAUCUCCCAGCUGUCCUCUGGGAAGUCAACAGCAGCAGCAACAGCAAGUGCCCCAGCAACAACAGCAGCAACAGCAGCCACCCCAACAAGUUCAAGUUCAACAACCGCAACCACAGCCGCAGCAGCAGCAACCGUCAGCCCCGCCUCUGCCUCAGCAACAAUCGCAACAACAGCAGCAGCAGCAUCAAACGCAGCAGCCACCGUUGCAACAACAACCACCGCAACCGCAAUCGGGUCACCAUAGAACUUCUUCAGCACCGCCAGCGCCGCAACCUCAACAAUCCGUGAUGCAGACGAUUCAGCCGGUUGGUGGAUUAGGGACAGCAACUGGGCAGAUGUCGAGCGGCGGUACUCCCCCGGUUCCACCUCCUCAACCACCGAUGCCAACCGCUGUACCACCGUGUCCGCCGGCGAUGAUGAACUUCAACACACCAGUACCACCGCCUCCGAUGAUGAUGAACCAGUACGCGCAGUCACCGUCGUCUCAGACGAAUUUGCCGAGUCAGCCUCAGGCUCAGUCUAUUUAUAGCAGCGGGCAGGGGAAUCAGUAUGGUACACCGGCAAACAGUAAUCAGUAUGCAACAGCCACAGUGGUCGGUCAGAGUCCUUGUCAGUACUCCUCUGGGAGUCAGAAUAACUUCUAUGGCAACAAUGGGCAAAUAGGCAACGCGUAUUCAAGUGGACAGCCAGGACAACAGAGUCAGUAUGGCAGCGGUGGCGGUGGUGCUGGCGGAAGCACUGGGGGUGCUGGUGGAAACCAAUACGCGAGUGGUAAUUCGAUUGGUCAGUAUGCCAGUAGUGGAGCAGCAACGACUGGGCAGUACGUGGUUGGUGUCGGCGUUGGAACAGGCGUGAAUGUUCAGCCGAAUCAGUCUCAGUACAGUGUCGUGUCUCAAGCACAGCCACAGUACGGUACUGGUCAAGUGCAGGCUGCGUCAAAUGCCACAAACCCCUACGGAACACCUGCGAACUCCGUGAAUCAGUAUAAUAGCGGUAACGUUGGUGGUGGCGGCGGUGCGGGUUCCGCUGCUAGUGGGAUCCACGGGCCGACAGUCAAUUCGAACGUUUACGGGCCUGUUGGCAGCGGUGGUCCUCAACCGCCACCUAUGGUACCGUUGACCGGACCCGCUGCACCACCACCACCUCCACCGCCACCUGCACCAAACGCAAACGCUCUAAGUCUUAAUCCGCCGGGUGUCACCGGGUCAAUGAGUUCCAACAGUAACGCGGAUCCACCUCCAGACGCCAAUUCAUUGGCCGCUGCUCUUCAGGCGGCUCGUUUAAAGAAGAAGCAGUCGGCGCAGCAAUCUGUGGAGAACAGUGGCUCGAGCAGCAACAGCAGCGGAAGCACUGGUAGCGGUGGAAAUUAUGGUACCUUGGGCAGAGGAGGAGGCGGCGGUAUGGCUUCCAUGAUGGACGAGAUGGCGAAGACCCUGGCGCGAAGACGAGCCGCUGUUGAGAAGAAGCAACCGGAGCAACCGCAGGAACCGGAAAGCUCGCCCGACAAGAAGUCUUGGGACAAGAACUCGUCGAACAAUAAAUUCUCGAACGGCGCCGAAUCUCCGAAGUCGGUUCGCAAAAGGUUCGGUUCCGCGUCCGAGGACACCUUGCUGAAAGUGAACGGCGUGAACGACGGAGCCGUGCUCACCGUCCAAGAAAUGGAGGCGUUUAAGGCGGAGAUUAUCAAGGAAGUGCGCAAAGAGUUUCAAAAGAUGAAGCAGGAGAUCGUGGACGCGGUGAGGGCGGAGUUGAGCAGAAGAUAAAGACGUGACGCCGGGCCAGACUCGAGGAAAGCAACAAUGGGAGGAAGAUAGGGAGAACAAUGUAUCGCGUAGGUCGGACAACCGAAACGAUCGUGUCGAUGGCCGCGCGCGCAACACAGGUUUUUUUACUACGUAUUCGCGAGAGUGAAGCGGACUUAUACCCCGUGUAUAUCAGGCACGUUUGUGCGUAAGUACAUUAUUAUCUAGCCUAGCAUUCUAAGUAAAACCGUACCCUUUCGUUGUUUGCUAGACCGAUGGUAAGCGACGUUCCAAUUUAUGGAUAAGAAGAAUCGAUUACUAAUUCUGCCAAUUCGACGCACAACAGACAAUUUUUGAUCAUGAACCGCCUCGGUAGAGUUCAAUGCUACUACGUUCGAGAACGCGUGUACUUUUUCGGUGGGAUUGCACGAUCACCGUGUAAACGAAUAAUCGUUCAUCGUCGAUGAUAAUCCCAGGCAACGUAAAACCGCGCCGACAUCCAUCCCUCACCCACGCUUCGCCGAUCGAGGACAACCAACGACUAUUAAUUUAUGUAAAUAUCGGUCGAGAUUCGUCGCAACCAAUCGCGAUCAUCAUAUUUCUGAGAAAGGAUUCCUCUAGUCUGAGACGCGAUUUAGAGACUGGGAUUCGAGCCGGCGACUGCGCCUCACAUUCUCCGCGUUUCACCUAUUUCAAAUCGCCUUCAUAGCGCAGUUGUUGACGGUCGAAUCCGCGCUGCACACGGCACAUUGCGAGGCUGAAAACUCGAAAUUCCUGUAUCCAGUCUGAUUUAAUCACGCUUUCGUACAUACACACACACACAGCACCGACAUUUUUUCCGUGUACAUAUGAAAUCGAUACGCACAGCUUGUUACAUUCCAAGAGACAUGCAAUGGUUCCGCGAGACGCAAAGGAAAGAUAAUGCAAAGUAAACCGAACCCAAAAGAAACAAGAUGAAAACGUGAAGCGGUCCACCGAUCGACUGCCGCGACUUCGAACGAAUCAAACGAUUAAACGAAUCAAACGAAUCCUGAAACGGUGCGAGUACCGUUUUCGCUCAUAUAUACAUACAUUCAUACAAACAUGCAUAUGUAUGUAGAGUUACAUACAUACAUACAUAUAUACAUACAUCCGACAAACAUAGGUUCACACAUGCAUGCAUACAUGAACACGCACAUGGACACGCACUGCCGGUUCACGAAAAGAUGGGGCACGGAGAAACUUGUAAGAAUCUAUUUCCUAUCACUUGAAAUCCCAUCUAUCUAGUAUACAUGGGCUAUACCUAGGAGUGGGGUCCCCGGCAUCCCCCAUUGUCGUAAUUUAUGUCAUCUUUUCGUGGACGGUGUUGACACCUAUCAACUUGAAGCGUUUUAGAAAUUUUACGAUUUUUCUAUUUCACGCAGAACCGACUCAACGAAAUUCCACACUCUGACCGCACGACGAUUGAACGUUCGAUCGUGUUUGAUAUUGAUAUUGUAUAUUAUUCUCCGUUCUUAUAUUUUUUUAUCGUCUCCCGUACGAUUCUCAUGGAGCGUGAGAAGAGUAACGUUGCAGUUCAUAUAUAUUCUAUGUACCUAUAAUAUAGUCGUAUAUACGCUGAUCUGCACCGGCUUAUUGGCAUUUAUUGCAAUUAACGAAAAACACAAAAUAAUGAAAAACAGUAAAGAAAGAAGAACGAAGGAGUGCUACAAAGAGCCUUGCGUGACAAAAAAAAAGAAAUAAACUAAACGGGAUACCUAGAGAACAUGGAGAAGAAGUGGAGAAUAGCUAGAAGGGGGUGAGAGAGACGAAAUACGGUGCCCAUCAUUCCGUGUAGCAGCGAUAUCUUUUUCUAUCGAUAUUUCGUAAAACACAGAGCGUUAUCGUGUAUCGAUAUACGCGAGAAUGAAAGGAAAAACUUUGUGAAAAAGGCCAAAAAAAAAGAAAAUAGAGAGAAAGCGCGCGAAAAUUCGCGAAAGAUUCGCAACGACUGAUAACGAAAAACUGACACGGUUUUAUCAACCUCGUCAAGUCUUCUCCUGAUUUAACGGAACACAGACGUUUUUUAAUUCUAAGCAUAUCCGCGGGUCUAAAUUCUAUUUCGAAUCUCGCUUUGCGCAAACAUUUUUCUAGUCGACCAGGAAAACUGCAAAUCGGCGAACAGAUUAUGCACGGCCAGACUUGUGCGUUUUUCGCGAUAACAUCCGUUCGCCAUUGAAGGUACGCUGAUUAUUCACACGCUGCCAUCCUCGCCUCGCCUGUAACAGUUUUCACGCACCUGUUCGGGUUGAUCGCUGUUUUACCCGUUGACCGACCGAAGGACGAUCGCGCUCGACUUUAUAUAUCUCCUAUUUAUUUAAUCAAUGGUUUACGCGAUUGUACCUACGAAUCCGUAACAAAUGUCGAUCAAUUCGUCGGAAGUUCGACACCUCGGUCACGAGCGUUCGCGAUCGAGAAAUCGAUCGGUCACCGGGUCGCGGUCGAUCGCACGAUACGGCUGGUUCCCUUCUGUUCUCGCACCGAUCCGACUUCUCCAUCGAAUCGCGCGUGGAAACGCGCAUCAGACUCUCCGCGUCGAUCUUCCAGUAUGACAGUAUUCGUUAUCAAUUUCCUGUAUCGACCUCUCGGACAAUUACUCGGCGAUGCGAGAUAAGGGGAACAAGCGCUAAGGUCGCGCGAACGCGCCAGAUUGUCUUUCCCGAACGAUUCGAACAGAGGGUACAGGCUCGCGUAACUACGCUUCGAGGACAGCGGAAAAAGGUCGUGCGGGUUUUUGAGCCGAAGCUCCAGGACGUUAAAUUUUCCCAUUGAAAUCGGCGUUUACGCUGGCGACGAAGCUCGGCAAACACAGAAUCGAACAACAAACGCGCAAGGACAAUUAGCGUGAACCGUGAGGAGGAUGUGGUAGCGUUUCCUACCCGCCAUCCUCCAUUCUGUAACGAGCUGGUAGGGCACAUUUCUUAUUCGCGAAAUUUUCUCGAAGCAAAUCGAAAGAAGUCGCAACAUCCGAACGCGCACCGUUAAUUCGAUUUGCGAAUUGGUGCAGGGCAUUGGCUUCAAGGUUUUCAUUGACCGCACGAAAUUUAUCCGACGCCCGACGAUCACACGACAAGCGACCAAGAGCGUAUGUACUCGCGACCGUCGAUGACGAUGAUGGUGCACCGCGAUGAACCCCGGCUGAGAACGAUGCGAGAAAUUGGGAGAGAGAACGAAGUGUGAAAGCACGAGAGUAAGAGAUAGAGCGAGUGUACGAAUUGUUAGGCGAAAGAUUUGUCGGGGAACGUAGAGAGAAAAAGAAAGAGAGAGAGAGAGCGAGAGAAUGAGAGCGCGCGAGCGAGCGUGAUCGCAUAAAUCGGGGUACGGGAGAUGGCUGAUCGAGGAGGAGCGACUAGUAUUAGAUGCAUUUAUAUUGUAUUUAAUAUAUGUAUAUUUAUAUAUACAUAUAUAUCAUAGAUGGAUAAUUUUAAUAUGGCAAGUUUAUCGCGCGAGUAUUACGAGUGUUUGUUACGAUUGCAAUUAUUUAAGAAGCGACACCGGCGAGUCGAGAGAGCGAGAGAGAGAGAGAGAAAGAGAAAGAGUUGUAUUGCAUCAAAUUGAAUCGAAUCGCGAGGCAUACCAUGUCCAGGGCCAUUAAGAAGCAACGUGUGCGUUGAACAGUUUUUCGUGUCGGCGAUACAACAGACAGAAAAUCGCUGCGUUCGACGCGUUGUUUCACGUGUCGCGCGCAUGACACAGAAGCGGCGACGAAAGGCGAGACCAAGCUAAUUAUUGUUGCACUUUUAUUUACCGACCAUACCGUUACGAUAACUCCGCGAUUAUCGUUAUCGUCGGCUAUAUUAGUUUUUACCCGAGGACAACGACUUUUGUACAUACAUGCACAAGCCGCGGUAGCACGCGCAGUAUAACGUUCGAACGAUCUGUGUUGCGUUUCAACGCUUCGCGAUCCAAGGCCCGUUUUCGAAACAUUUUUCUAUUCUACAGGAUGUUUUCGUAGAAUCAAGAUUUAUUUGUGGCAGCGUCGCGAUGCACGCACGAUGCACACCCCUCGAUAUCUCGUGUUUUACAUGAAUGAAGAUCGAAACAAUUUUAUAUACCGUGUCGUUUAAAUUUAUAGCCGGCGGCAUGAUACGUCUGUUCAUAUUUUAUAAGGUAACUUGCAUUUAAUAGACUGUUACGACUGCGAAGACUGUAACCCGAACAAACGCUGCCGUCAACAGAGAUUGUUUCUCUUUUUAUAUUUCUGUCCCAUGUCGACUUUUACAAAAAAUGGGAGCUCGCGCGAAGCCUACGGUCUCGUCUAGGAAGCAUCCUGUACGGAUACUAAUACGAAAUUCAAGCUAUUAGUCAGCGUUUCGACGGUUCGCUCGUGUCUCCAGCGAUUUGAGGUAUCAUCGAUGAGAGACACAACUGGGAUCGUCGGAGUAAUUAAUGUGCCCGUGCUGUUUUGUCGACAGACCGCGAAGCGUUGACCGCCGAUCGCGUCUCGCCGCCGUUUCUCGCGCAGGAUUACCUCGAACGACAUCGAAACGAGAGAAAAGGGAACGAAUCGUCGAAUGGAAUUGUCCCGUUACGAGAUGCAGACGCUGUUUUCGAACCGAUGCACACGAGCGAUGCAGAUCGUGGAAAUUCGUGUUUCUUCCCGCGUACGCUCGAUUCGAAUACUUUGCGCGUUCGUUUCAGUUAACCCGAUUAAGGAAGAGGAUUAAGUAAACGCUUCCUAAUCUCUUAUCGAUAACGGUUAGAUACCGUGUGGCUCGAGUGCAUCGGGGUUUACGGUCUCUGUAUAGAUCGUAAAACAGGCGCACGUGACGACUACUCGCGUGUGGGACAACGUCGUCCGAUUCGCAUUCUUCGGAUGAUUCGCGCAGGGAAUGCAUUGCCGACGGUUCGUUUAUCCUCGCCGACUCGCUUCGUCUAGCCCUCGAGCGACGGAAAGAGCGGACGCGGCGAAACCGGAUGGCUUGCGUUCACCACCGGAAGCCAUCGUUAUCGUUCGCGUUCGACGUAGGUACUUGGACGGAGACGAUCGUCGAUCGGUCGGCGACGGAUUUUUGUUCUCGAGCGACGACAACGACGGAACGGAUAUACACAUGUACAAUCUGUAUAUCCCGGACGCAUCGAAGGGGAGCUCGACGAGGCACACCACCGCGUAGCGUAUUAUUUUGCUAGUAUUUUAAGUGAUUCGCGCAAGGGACACCCCAGCGAAACAACAUUUGUACGACAAAAUACGUUUAGCAGCGUUAGUGCGCGCAGAAAGAGAGAGAGAGAGAGAGAGAGAGAGCGAGAGAGUGAGAGAGAGAGACCGAGAGAAUGAGAGAGAGAGAAAGAGAAGUUUGAAUCGAUGCCGAGCACACUGUUUCUUAAGACGUAUCUUGAAAAUAUUUGUAUGUAAAUUGAAUGACGAAACAAUAAAAAGUAUACGCCGAAAUACA
Messenger RNA from Megalopta genalis, 7937 nucleotides. It is a transcript of the gene ena, whose product is annotated as ENAH actin regulator enabled. Lineage: Eukaryota; Metazoa; Arthropoda; Insecta; Hymenoptera; Halictidae. The record is from RefSeq and is a predicted model, not a curated record. Gene Ontology annotation, molecular function: SH3 domain binding.